This is a messenger RNA of Oncorhynchus kisutch (coho salmon), 4155 nucleotides long. Its product is annotated as claudin-20-like. The record is from RefSeq and is a predicted model, not a curated record. The coding region runs from base 1639 to 2553 and encodes 304 amino acids. The transcript is spliced from 2 exons. Gene Ontology annotation, molecular function: structural molecule activity. Gene Ontology annotation, cellular component: membrane; bicellular tight junction. NCBI's taxonomy places the organism in Eukaryota, Metazoa, Chordata, Actinopteri, Salmoniformes, Salmonidae.
GGUCCUGAGUUAAACCCACUCCUGCUGUCACUCCUGCUGUCAUUCACUUCCGGAUGCUUCUGCUGUUUGGGGCAGUGUAUUCUGGGAUGUAUUAUGUGUCCCUAAUGGCACCCUAUUCCCUAUAUAGUGCACUACUUAGUACACAAGGUUGGGAAUAGGGUGUCAUUUGGGACGCAUAAAUUACCUCUUUAUACUGCUGAGUAGAGGUGGAAUGCAGAGGAAUGGAUGGAGGGGUGUAUACAUAGAGCUAAGAGUCUCCUAAUGAGGACUACAGCUGUGUAAUAAUCACAGUGGCAUUUCCCCUCCAUACUCCCUCCCUCAGACGGUGGCUAGGUAGGUAUAGGCCUGGGAGGGAGCCUGCUGCCUGCCAUCGUCUGGGAUGGAAAAUAUCAUGGUAAUGGGUUAACGGGAGUAGGCAGACUGGCUAAGGUCAAAUGAUCUCUUCUCUUCCAGUAAUAUUUCCCCCUUUUUUUAAAUGAAUGUAGUCUUUCUCUCCUAAAAUGAGGGGUUGGAAUGGAGGAGGCAGUUUGGUAGAGUCGGAUAGGGGGGGAGUGGGAGUGGGUAGGAAAAUGUAUCUUUUCUGUUAAUCCCUCUGGUAAUCGUUCCUGUUGGGGCAGGUCUGCCACUAUGGGGUGCUUUCCCCUCUGUUGUCACAGUGUGUGGAUAUAUAGAUAGAGGAUUACUUCAAGGAUAGGUUGUGACUGUUGUUGGGAUACCAGCGCUGUGUGUGUUCCAUCUCUACAAAUGGAGGGGGCGGUUCACACAGUCUUAUCUGUGUGUUGCAGUCGGCCAUACUUCAUGCGGUCAUUUGAAAGGCGGCACCUUCCUCUCAGCUGCAAGGCUAAAGGAUGGGGAUGCAGGUCCUCGCCAUCUUUCCGUUUAUACUGUGCUCUGAGUGACGCCGUCGAAACACCAAAAAAAGCCACCAUCGAACGAACACCAAUGACAAAUCAAACCUCAAAACUCUUGGCUGUCUAAAUGAUAUAUUGAACCAAUUAAAGGGGACCAACAAUAUCUUCACCUGCAAAUUUCAGACAGACAUUUAAAUAUGCCGUGAUAAAGAAUAUUGGCUUACUACUGUCUUUUAUCAUUACUACUCAUUUGCUGAGCGGACAUUAGCUCUGCGGCUGUUCAUCUGAAUCAAUGACCUUCAGGUUAUACUAGUCCAGUUGUUUAACCACUCUCACAGCACAUUGCUGCUCAGUUUUGCAGUAUUUCUCUCAGUUCACCACUUAGUUCUCCUUAGAGGUACUGUAGCUCACAGGCAACAAGAAUGUGUGGCUGCCAUGUCUCUACUGGACACUGAAAAGGAUGGAAUUGUAUGUUGUGUUGCUAAGGAGAUGGUAGGAGGACGGAGGAGGUGCGAAUCACUGAGCUGCUUAGCCUAUUGUUUUGUUAGGUGUUUUUUCCAUCUCUUUUGUGCCCAGAAAACAUUGAGAAGAGACUGACGCACCACGGCACACUGUCCGAGACACACAAAAGCACAGCCCACUGAAGCCUGCACUGAGGAAUUAUCUGCUGUCAGGACCUGAGGCUGCACGGGGGCGAUAGGGAGAGACGGAGCCAGGGAACCAGGCUCGGGCCACCACAGGGUGACGGUGCCGCUGUGCCAGAGAGGAGGGGACUCGCAACUCGGCGAUGGCGUCCUCCACCAUGCAGAUCCUCGCCUUUGCCCUGGCGCUGCUGGGCGUCCUGGGCGCCACCGUGGCCACGCUGCUGCCCAACUGGAAGGUGAGUGCCGACGUGGGCUCCAACAUCAUGACUGCCAUCUCCCAGAUGCAGGGGCUGUGGAUGGACUGCACCUGGUACAGCACCGGCGUGUUCAGCUGCACCUUGAAGUACUCCGUGCUGUCGCUGCCCGCCUACCUGCAGACCGCCAGGACGACAAUGGUUCUGUCGUGCAUGAUGGGUUGCCUGGGCCUCUGUCUUGCCGCCCUAGGGCUGAAGUGCACCCGCUGGGGGGGCAGUCACCGGGCAAAGGGGCACGCGGCCAUUGCCGCGGGUGGUUGCUUAAUCCUGGCUGGCAUUCUCUGCUUGGUGCCUGCUUCCUGGUUCACCAACGAGGUCAUCACCACCUUCCUGGACUCCAACGUGCCCGAGAGCAGUAAAUACGAGCCUGGGGGGGCCGUGUACGUGACCUUUGUCUCUGCCGGCUUCCUGCUUGCUGGGGGGGUCAUAUUUUGUUUGUCGUGUCCCGGAAAAAGAGACUACACCUCGACCUCCACCUCUACCACCUUUCCUGACAAACUACUGCAGCAGCAGAUAAACCAAGAGCAACUACAGCGCGACCUGAUACAGUGUGACCUGAUGCAGCGCGAUCAACAGCAACGGGAGCAGAAGGACUUUAAACAGCAGACGUCGCCUAAUGAGCAGUCGAGCCAAGAGCAGCUACAGUGGGUUGACAAAGGGUCCCAGGGUAAGGUCCAAGCAGCUGACGACAUCCAGCAGGAGAAGCCUCUACAUGAAGACAAGGGAACGCAGCAGUUCUACUCUCCAUCCAGAGUCCCUCCAAAAGACACCCGGGCUGGUUACAGCCUGCAGGACUAUGUUUAAUAUGUUUUAUCCCUAAACCCUACUCUUGUAAGUGGGGUGGGGGGAGAAUCCUGAGGACAUUCUACUGGCUGCCUUGUGAAGGGGAGAGAGUGGAGAAAGAGGGGGAGGAAGGAUGGGAGGAGGAGGGAGAGAGUGGAGGGGAGAAAGAGAGGGAGGGACGAUGGGAGGAGGAGGGAGAGAGUGGAGGGGAGAAAGAGAGGGAGGGAGGGAGGAGGCUAAUGACGUUGACAGCCUUAUCGCCACCUCUCAUCUGUUCUCUCUCGCUACUGCGAGCACAAGCAGUAAAGGUAUUCCCAAACUAUUGGAGAAAGACAGCUUGUGGAUCCAGAUUCCUGGGGCAAAUGCCUCCUUGACUGCUGCUGUGGUGGGCGGAAAGACACAAGGGUAAGGUAGAGUAGAGGUGCCAUAAAAAUGCACAAACACAGCGCAAGUACUGUCAAUCCUGUGACAAGUUCCUUUUAAAGCUGAUGCGGAGGCUUUUCCAUACCAAAGGUUUCAAUGAGAAAAAAAGUGCUGAUGAUAACUAGCUGCUAAUAAUAAGCCAUCAGAACGAUUGCAUAGUAAGAUAGCGUCGAUAUGUCUGGAAAAAGCCAUUCUUUGCUAUCUUGUGUCCUUUUAGAACCCAUUUGCCUUGCGAGACAAAAAAUAAUCAUCAAUUAUAUUUUCCAAAGCUAAACGGACUGAUUGAUAUUGAGUCUUCUUUGCAUGCUAAUUAUCUGUAGCUUGUUAAAUAAUUCGGUGGAAUGCAGAGUAGUUACUGAAACAUAGUUACCAAAUCUUGUGCCUAAAAGAAUGUGUAGAACUUCAACUGUCUGUAAAGGAGACUUAGAGAAGAUUAACAAAGUGAAAAGGGAGUUCAGUUUCCCACCAACACCAUACACAAUCAUCCAGUCCAUUUUUUCCUGUGAGCUGUGGAGGGGAAUAAGGUGCAUGGCAGCGCAGGCUGUCAGAGAUAAUGAUCCUCUUUGCUUUCCCAUUAUCCCCUCGCUACGGCUGGAUGCACACUACUCAUUUACUGCCCCCCCCCCCCCCGCACACACACACACACCCUCGUCCUUCCUCUCCCUCUCUAGCUGCGAGGGUAAUAGGGUCUUGUACCCAAUCAUCUUUACGGCGUGUGUCCGUGUGUCAUUGCUGCAGGAGGCACAGCGGUAGGAGUCUGUUCUGUGGCCAGAGGUUAGCUGUCACAAGCUGCUGUCCCCUCGUGUUGACGGAGGGUAAUAGAGGCUACGUCCCAAAUGGUACCUUAUUCCCCAUUUAGGGCACUUCUUUUGACCAAGGCCCUUAGGGCACUACAUAGGGAAGGAAGGGUUCCACAAAAAGUGGUGAUUUUAUUUGGCUCCCCAAGUAUUCUGAGAAAAAAAAUAUAAAUCAUUUCAUAGUUGGAAAUAAAGAUGGUAAAAUCAUCAGAAAAUCAGAAAAUAAUUCCCUGCAUUCCCACACAUACUGGGCACAAUGGAAAAACAAUGUCAGAUUUUGGGUUUAGUUGUCAUCUAAAUGCAAUAUAGUAUCAUUGAUGACACAGUGCAUUCGGAAAGUAUUCAGACCCCUUUACUUUUUCCACAUUACAGCCUUAUUCUAAAAUGUAUUCAAUUAUUUUUU